Messenger RNA from Malaya genurostris, 3411 nucleotides. RefSeq lists its product as uncharacterized. NCBI's taxonomy places the organism in Eukaryota, Metazoa, Arthropoda, Insecta, Diptera, Culicidae. The record is from RefSeq and is a predicted model, not a curated record. The transcript is spliced from 14 exons. The coding region runs from base 825 to 3158 and encodes 777 amino acids.
AUAUCAGACGUGAAAAUAUUGUCGACGAGAGAAGAAGCGUUUUCGAUGAGCAGGCAGCACAAAGCCCACCUUUUACCAGUAGAAAAGCAGAGCAUCAUGACUUAGGUUCGAAGAAUUUUCCAACAAAGCAGUUCAAAAUAGUGAAAUGUGUGAAAAAAAGCUUAAUCAACGGAAAAAUGCAUCAUGUCCAAAUGUAACGUGAGCAAGCGAAUGCAAAAGUGCAAAAUCGUAGUAGUUAGUGAAAAAGUGUUCUCUUUCUCCCCAAAUGAUCUUUUUUUGUUCUGCUCCGAGGAGGAAAAAAGAGCUCAUCGCCGUCGCCGUCGUCGGCUAACAGAAGAAGCAGACAGCAAAGGCAGCAGCACCUCUGCUAUGCUGAUGAAAAUGUAGCCCGUUUUUGGGUGAAAAAGAAGCCAAAAAGCGUGGAUAAGUGUAAAACUAGUGCAACAAAAUACGUGCAUUGUAAAAUAUGUGUAAUACCAGUGUGAGGGUGCACAAGCUAGUGAACAAUUUUCAAAAUCCUCGCAGGCAGGAAUUCGAGGUGGAAAAAUCAAUACUAAUAUAAAAAUUAACAAUGGCGGCUGUUUAAUUCGGGGAGGAGCUUAAAAUCGAUUCCUCAUAGAACAAAAACCUACACAACAUGGUGAUAUGAGUAACUUACACAAAUAAUAUAAUUGAUAUUAUAGCGAAAAUAAAAGAUUAGAAGCUGAAUAGCUACUACUUACUCAAAAAAAAACUAAGGAGGAAAACAGGAAGAAGUAGCAAAUCGACUAAACAUACAAUCUAAGAAAAAACCACGAGCAACUUUUGUUUUUCUCGUUUCUAAAAUGCACAGCAUGUUCAAGCAACCUGAGGAAAUUCUGUAUAAAGUCGAAAGGAUUAAACUGUUGAACAUUUCGCUCAAACCGUUCGUUUUCUCGCGUAAUUACUUUAACAUUCCUGUAUUAUCAUUUCUAUCAUCGACGUCGUCGUGGUCGUGGUUAUCAUCGCCAUUAAAACAUACGGAAGGAUACCGUUUAGCUAGCAAACCACACAUCAGUAGGAGCAAAACGUUACUAUAUAGGUUUAUUGUUCAAUUUUUUUUGGCCUUGUUCUUGGUAACAAAAUGCUGUGACGCAGCUAAGCAAGAUGCUUUACAAAGCAGCACGGGGUGCGCUUUUCCAAAACGAUGGGAGGGACGAUGGUUUCAAUCUGGGGUACAACAGGAAAUAACUAUAGAAGGAUCAACUUUAAGUACUAGAGGAAGAUGUAUCGCUAGCGAGGGAGACAAAUUUUUAUUAGUGAACGAAAAAGGAUGUCAUCGAUGCGUUGUAAUAUAUCAGAAGCAUAUAAACAUACUACAGUAUAAAGAAAGUGAGUGUGAAGAUAUGUAUUCAGGCCUGUUGAAUCCGGCUGCAAUGCCUAUUCAUAGCGUUUUAAAAAGUGAUCAUAGUCGGGGGGCUCAUCCCAACAUGAACGGGCAUUCACGAUUAUCGUCAUCGGAUCCGUAUAUACGAUCCAAUGAAGAUAGCGACAAUUGUAUGGGAUGCAAGGGACGCGAAACGUUGCACUAUCUUUGUGAGCAAAUCCCCGGCGAUGCACUACUCUACAGUAUGUUCAAGAUCAACCCAGAGCCCAUCAAAUGUCCACUGUCGGGUUCGUUUACCUUCACGUACAACCGAGGUCACGGAGAGUGCAAACAUCCAGUAUCCAAAAUGGACAUGUGCACGGAAGAUAGCAGACUACUGCUAAACUUCCAAGCCUGUCCAGACGUAUCCGGCACAGAGAGCACAGUCGAAGAACUGACAUGCCUAGCAUGGUGGAAGGAUGGCAAUUCUAGGUAUCUUGUCGGACUGGUCUCACACUAUCAUGCGACUUCGAAUGAAGAUCGGUUUAGGUGCUUUGUGUAUGAAAAGAUCAGUGGAUCAGGUGCAGCCAAUGCAGACGCAGAAUACAAGCUGGCUCAGUCCGGUGAUGCCACCUGUAACGGGCUGGAGAGUGCGGAAGUUGGUUCCCGAAUUAUGACACUGAAACGGGCACCGAUGACGGAGCGGUGCGACUUUCCGGCUUGGUUCAAAGGCCCCAGACAUUGGCAUGCACUGAUGGGAAACGCAAACUAUAUUUUCCAUCCGAGUGACGGAUCGUUACACAUUGUUAAGUCAAGUGGGUAUAUGGAAGCGCGGGCGCUCUGUGAGCAAAUCAACAAGCAGACGACCACCGAGAUGAUGGCCGUCGUUCAUCACACAACGGGAUGCACAUCUGGAUACAUGUGUGUGAUGUUCUACAGACGAGAUACUCACAUAGCUGAGCUACAGAUGGGAACGCCCGCAGCUAGGCUGGAAGAUGCGUGUACGACUGAAAACUUUGACGUGCAUCGGACUCCGUUUGUUACUCUAUUAGCCAAUAAUCCGGAGACCCAAAUCUGCCCGAUGGAAGGGUACUACUCAAUUAAAGGUUUCCUCAUUCCUUCCUCUUCGAUUUCAAGGCACAAACGAAAUCACAACAACAAGAGUCGGAUGCACAGGCAUCGGGAGGUAGUGAGUUUCCGCAAUCAGGAAAACGCGGACAACUACUAUAGUAUGGAGAAGCGAAAAGCUUUUUCGCGCAUGAGGCGGACGGCCGCAGUGGCACAGGUGCUACAACAGCCUAGUGAUAAUGUCACACAAGACUUUUACAAUUUAGAAUCUACCCGAACUCGUAGAGAAACGAUGGGAUGUAAUAUUAAUCACAAUACCAACAGACGUUUAUAUAUAGGAUGUAAUGAAAACACUGUAAUAGAAGUUAAGCCAAAAUGUAAAAAUGAUGAAGAAGAAUCUUACACCUGUCAUGGUCACUGGCAGGAAAAUCAGACAACGUACAUCAUUGCGAAGCAUCUCAGUUCGCAGCAUGGUGUCUGCAUCAGCUACGUGCCAAUUGAGGGAAACCAGGUGCAAAUAUACGCAGGUGAUACGUGUCAUCGGUCCGGAAUGACUCAGAUCGAAGCUGGUGCAACGACGGCGGGUGGGUUCGGAGGCGGUGGCAGCAGUGGCGGAGUAACCACUACUCAUAAGACUAUGUCAAACGUUACCGUUAUAGGCAAAUGCGGCGACACUAGCACAUCGAUCACGCUCCAUUACUGUAACAAAAGCUGGAUGAUUCUUACUGUAUUAACGAUAGUGCUAUUUAAUUUUAUUCUAAGAUGAUCAUACUGUACAGUCAAUAAGCAAAACAAACCAUGUCUGAUCAUAGAAAUGCAUACUUCGCUACUUUGCCGGACAAAAAACUAAAACAAAUGUAGGAGCAAAGCAAGUGGUAGCCAGAAAUGAAAGAAGAAGAAAAAAAAUGUUACGCCCAAUCGACACAAACAAAUCGAAUAAAUGGUGUACAUCCAUGUACAAAGUGACAGAGAGACAGAGAUCUAGAUCCUAAAUAAACUUAUAAGUUUUUAUUGUUUUA